Messenger RNA from Zea mays, 802 nucleotides. RefSeq lists its product as uncharacterized. The coding region runs from base 76 to 633 and encodes 185 amino acids. The transcript is spliced from 2 exons. Gene Ontology annotation, biological process: response to heat. Lineage: Eukaryota; Viridiplantae; Streptophyta; Magnoliopsida; Poales; Poaceae. The record is from RefSeq and is marked validated.
AGACGGUUGCAUUGCAUCUGAGAAAUUAGCUACUCGAUCACUGUAGUGGUAUUAUUACCGAACUCCAAAUAAGCAAUGUCGACAACUUCGACAUCCCUCGGCCUGCUAAUCCGUCCGCCAAGAUCAGCUGGUACGCCGUCCUUUGGGUCUCUCAAACCAGUAGUGGUGACUCUCCCUUGUGCUCCUGCUGAGAAGAAGCGGCCUCGAUCCAUCUGUUACUCUGUGGAUGCCAAGGCUACCGACCAUGCCUUCAACAUCUCUCCCGUUGCCCUUGUGCAUCCCAACAUGCCGCCAACGUCGACGCCGCGAUGGGAGAUCAAGGAAGAUGGCAAGGAAGUCAGGCUGACAUUCUUCAACUUGUCGGAGGGUGCUACAACGGGCGACUUCCAGGUUGCCGUGGAGGACGAUGUGCUCAUCAUCAAGAGCACGAAGCCCAAGCCCCCUGCAGCCGAGGAACAGAGGCAAAAGGAAGCCCCAGCCGACAGCGUCUCGUUCCACGUCCGGCUACUGGUGCCCAAGGGAUACGACAAAGAGAACGUGCGUGCCCAACUGCAGCUCCGGGCUCUGGUUGUCACCAUCCCCAAGGUUAAUCCUUCAUUCACCAAGGAGGUUGACAUCGACGACGGAAAAUAGGAACGAACACUUCAGUUUCUGUAUUUUGUGUUUACCAUGGGUCAUAUCGUUGUAUCCCAGCUGUGGUAGUAAUUAUGUGGACGCAUUUUGCGUCAAAAUAACUAUGGCUUAGCAGCGAAAUAUCUAUUGCGGGCACCACAGCAAAAUAAAAACUUUUCGUGAGUCAAAA